Metarhizium acridum CQMa 102 is the source of this 510-nucleotide messenger RNA. NCBI's taxonomy places the organism in Eukaryota, Fungi, Ascomycota, Sordariomycetes, Hypocreales, Clavicipitaceae. The record is from RefSeq and is a predicted model, not a curated record.
AUGUUUGGGCUGGCUUGCUUGGCACUCGCCUUGCCUCUUACGGCAGCUCUUCCCCAGAGCCGUCCAGAAAGUCAGACACCUCCCUUCAAAGCUGAUCUUCGGGUCGAUACCAAUCGCGACGGCACGGUCGAUCUUAGCGGCACGACUGAUACCAACGGCAAGCAUACAUGGUCAGAGACCUCUGGUGCCCUUUUCCUCCCAAAUAUAGGGCAUACCGGACGACAUUGCGGGAAUAAUGACCUCUGCCGUGAUGCUUCUACAAAUUUGCAGUGGGCACCAGAAUAUAUGGCCCCGAUGCGCACAGUGCCCAUGCCAGACAUUCGCGGCUCAGCGACUGCGACUAUUGCUUAUCUCGACGAAUUGCCGCCUGUCGAGAACGACCGUUGGGUGUACCUCGAGAAGGACACGCCAAUCCCAGCGGACAAGUUCAUCCCAUCCAAGUCGCGAUGUAACAUCACAAUUCAUCCUGGCUGCAGAAAUUCACAGUCUGAACGUAUUGAUCAAGCAUAG